GGAUCAGUUGCAAGGUUUAUGUGUUUAUGGUUUGAGAUUGUAAUGAUGUUGAUGUGUCAAAAGUAAUGUUUUUUUUUAAUCGUAGUCUGACAUACUUAAUGCUUAUGUGGUCAGUUUUAUGCAUCUUCAGUAUUUCCCGAAUUGUCUAAUAUGGCCUUUAUAAUUAAAUUAUAGCAUAUUAAAUUUACAUAUACACAGAUUCAGACAUCUUGCGAACGUUAAUUAAGACAGCUUUACAUUGAGACUUGUCAUUUCGAUUAAAUAUCUGGUCAAUUUAUUUCGGUAUACUUUCGCGAUAAGCGUACACUUGCACGGGCUACAUUAAUGACAAAUAUGGAACUUAUCCAUGACAUAUAAAAUGACGCAAAAUGCAAUUAAUGCCGCACGCCUUGAAACAAUGGAGGACGCGUAUUCAAACGUUAGUGACGAUUUGAAGUUAGUCCAUUCAUCGUUUACAUACACAGUGGCAAGGUUGCCAUAUUAUACCCCAAAUAAUGAGGAAGUCUAACUACGGAGUGUCCCGAGGGACGAACUACCCACUGGGCUAUUCAGACCAAUUUCUCUUGAACCCUCAUCGGAAAAACACUUGACAAAUACGAAUAUAUUUCCGGCUCAAUGGACGUGUCUUACAAUUUUGCAAAGUAUUCAAAUCAAGCCCGAGAGGCGGAUGAGUUGAGGAUUGAAAUGAGGAAGAAGAGCCUUCUCAUCCUAAUUCACCAACAUCUGAUGAGUCAAGGCUAUGUGACCACAGCGGUGGCCUUGGACCAGGAGAUGAAUGGAAGUGUGAAGAAGUUUGAGGUUUGUGAAAAUGUCGAUUUGGAGAUGGUGUUGAUGGAAUACGAGAGCUAUCACUACGUCAAGUUCCAGAAAUAUCCCAAACUUGUCAAGAAAGUCGUAGAACCAGGUGAAAGCAGAAUUUUGAAAAGUGGUGGAAAAAAGAGGGCUGCUUGUUCUGUCGUGAAGCCUCUCCCCAAAAUCCUGCCCCAAAACCUUGCUGGAGAAGUGAGAGGGAACGCUUCCGCUCCUGCACACACAAAUGGCGAUGGUUUAUCUUGUCCUCCAGAAUUGACAGACUUCGUUCUCAGUGUUUCUCCUAUCGGUUCUGCACAAGCUGGAGGAGCAACCACGACCAAGAAGGGCCAAACGGGAGGUAAAGGAGACGGCGAACAAGAGGAGCGUCUUCUGAAGCCCCUCAGUGGUUUUUCAGGAAUGAGUGGUGAGAUGAAAGAAUUCGCCACAAUCAUCCAUAAGGACAUCUAUUUGCACAACCCCAACGUGAGAUGGGAGGACAUCAUUGGCCUGGAGGAUGCGAAGCGAUUAGUCAAGGAGGCCAUCGUCUAUCCCAUUAAGUAUCCCCAGCUCUUUAAAGGACUCCUUUCUCCAUGGAAGGGAUUGUUACUUUACGGACCGCCUGGUACGGGUAAGACCCUGCUGGCCAAGGCGGUGGCUACUGAAUGCAAGACAACCUUCUUCAACAUAUCGGCAUCGAGCUUGGUGAGCAAGUGGAGAGGAGACUCUGAAAAACUGGUCAGGGUUCUGUUUGAGUUAGCCCGGUAUCACGCACCCUCCACCAUCUUCUUGGAUGAGGUGGAAUCAAUGAUGGGCCAGAGAGGAAGCAACAUAGUAGGUGAGCAUGAGGGCAGUCGAAGAUUGAAGGCGGAGCUGCUGGUCCAGAUGGAUGGACUGGCGAGAUCAGAGGACCUGGUUUUUGUACUGGCAGCCUCCAAUCUGCCUUGGGAACUGGACCACGGCAUGCUGAGAAGACUGGAGAAGAGGAUUCUGGUUGGUCUUCCUCCCGAACCGGCCCGCCAAGACAUGAUCGCUCAUUGGCUGCCUCCUGUCAGCUCCACGGGAGAGCUGCAGCUAAAAGCUGAGCUCAAUUAUCAACUUCUGGCCCAGGAGAUGAAGGGCUACUCUGGCUCUGACAUCAGACUGGUGUGUAAGGAGGCCGCCAUGAGACAAGUCCGCAAAAUCUUUGAGGCUCUGGAAUCAAAUCGGUUUGGGGACACGCGCAUGCCGGCCAUCCGGCUGGAAACCGUGACAACGCAGGACUUCCUGGAAGUCUUGGCACACACCAAGCCGUCGGUCAGCGGCGUGAUGGAGAAACAUACGGCUUGGGAGAAAGACUUUGAAUCCGUCUGAUCGACCGCUUUUCAUUCACUCAUAGUUGCUGGACUAUUUUGGCUUGGUUCAUAGACAUUUUACCUGGUGUUGACUUCCCAUUACAUGGAUCAGCGUUGAUGGUAAAAAGCAGACAGGCACCCACGACAUAUCAAUGGAACUUUUGUUGUUGUUGUUGUUGUUGUUUAUGCACCAUCAUAAUAAAUCACACGUUAUGUA
Hippocampus comes (tiger tail seahorse) is the source of this 2340-nucleotide messenger RNA. It is a transcript of the gene katnal2, whose product is annotated as katanin p60 subunit A-like 2. NCBI's taxonomy places the organism in Eukaryota, Metazoa, Chordata, Actinopteri, Syngnathiformes, Syngnathidae. Gene Ontology annotation, molecular function: protein binding; ATP hydrolysis activity; ATP binding. The record is from RefSeq and is a predicted model, not a curated record. The coding region runs from base 616 to 2142 and encodes 508 amino acids. The transcript has 16 exons.